AUGAAGUUAUCAAUCCUCCUGCUACUGGUCACCCUAUUGGCCUUGGAUGCCUGUAAGAUCACUCUGAAGGCCCGUUCCCGAACCAAGACGCCAUUCCAACUUCAAGUCUAUAUCCCUUCAUUAAAGCAGAAGACCGAAAGAGUUACUUUCAAUGGACCCGGAGAGAAGAAGGUCUUGGUAAGUAAUCCUUAAAAUAUUAUCUUGUAAUUGCCAAUUGACGCUCUUCGUAAUCUUUCCUUAUUCAGAUUGAGGGAGGUAGCUGUAUGGAUAAGAAGUGGGUCUUCAAGACCUGGAAGCAGGUAGAUGGAAAAUGGGUUGGUGCUGCUCAGAACUCUGGAAAACUCGGAGGUUCGGGAUGGUUUAGAGUCAUCGUGGAAGACAACCUGAUGCCGUUCGGCAAUGAUCGAUACGGAAUUGCUUGUUCCGAGGGUGCUGUUUGUGGAUAA
Bursaphelenchus xylophilus (pine wood nematode) is the source of this 446-nucleotide messenger RNA. NCBI's taxonomy places the organism in Eukaryota, Metazoa, Nematoda, Chromadorea, Rhabditida, Aphelenchoididae. The record is from the annotation of a GenBank genome assembly.